Molecule: messenger RNA, 636 nt
Organism: Trypanosoma cruzi
Lineage: Eukaryota; Euglenozoa; Kinetoplastea; Trypanosomatida; Trypanosomatidae
Product: cyclin, putative
Exons: 1
Coding region: 1-636 (211 amino acids)
Biological process (GO): regulation of cyclin-dependent protein serine/threonine kinase activity
Molecular function (GO): protein kinase binding
Source: RefSeq, a predicted model, not a curated record
AUGUCGACGCGAACCGGGCUGAGAUCGCCAGCUCAGGAUCAGAUGGGGAGGAUUAUAGCGAUGUACAUCCAGCACAUUAUGGAAUUACAGUCUGGCUUGGGGGAAAAUGCACCAGGGGCCGAGUUUGCACUUCCCAAUGGCUCCUUUCCGUCCUUUGUUUUUUUUUGUGCUGAGUUUGUGCCUGGCAUAUCGUUGGAAAAAUACGCCCAGCGUCUUGUAACUUACAUGAAGUGCUCUGCCGAAGUUUUUAUAUUUUCUCUCGCGUACAUCCGACGUCUGUUCAUUUUGGGCUUUCCCCUACACUUUCGUUCCAUUUACCGCGUUCUUCUCACGUCGUUGGUGGUUGCGGCCAAAACAAGAGAUGAUCUUUGCUGUUCGAUGAGCUACUAUGCGCAGGUGGGCGGUGUCACUAACCGUGAUCUUAUCAUUAUGGAGCUUUGGUUUCUGGCGGAUUUGCUUGAUUUUAGGACAGAAGUACAACCCGAUGAGUACAGAGCCGUUUGCAACGCCAUUACAGCUGUUGUGUCGGCUGAAAAGGCCUGCAGCAACCCAUCCGAAUUGCGCGGUGUUGCGGAUAGCAACACUUUCAAGGAGGAUGAAAAGAACACCCUUGGCCUCGAAGCCUCGGUGAAUUAA